This is a messenger RNA of Cotesia glomerata, 522 nucleotides long. RefSeq lists its product as uncharacterized. Lineage: Eukaryota; Metazoa; Arthropoda; Insecta; Hymenoptera; Braconidae. The record is from RefSeq and is a predicted model, not a curated record. Bases 1 to 522 code for a protein of 173 amino acids. The transcript has a single exon.
AUGAUUAUUAUGGGUGACUUCAACUCUGAUUUGAGCUGCAGUAAUUUUUACGGUAAUCAGCUACGUAGACUAUGUGUUGGUUUUAAUUUGCAUAUUGUUACUUAUCAAGUGACGCAUCACCUGGAAAAUUCUGAUACCUGGAUCGAUGUCUGUAUCGUCAAUAAUGCAGCAAUGGUCCUGUCUUCUGAGCAGUCUGCCCAGCCGUUCUUGUCUGAUCAUGAUUUGAUAUCUGUUACAUAUAACUAUAAGGUAGAGCAGCAGAGAUUCAGAAGUUUCACGUAUCGGAGCUGGCACAGUAUUGACGGUGAUGUGUUAGCACGGCUGUUUGAUGGAGUCAACAUUGAAGAUAUGGAAUCACAAACGACUGUGGAUAAUAUGAAUACCUGGUUUCAUCAGCAACUUCGUCGGAUUACUGACAUUGCUGCUCCUGAAAGAACGAUACAUCUUCGUAGUCCCCCGGCGCCAUGGUUUACUAGUUACAUCAGGGAUUUUCAAGCUGUACAGGAUCUUCAGGAGAACUGA